This is a messenger RNA of Molossus molossus (Pallas's mastiff bat), 426 nucleotides long. RefSeq names its product ASNSD1 upstream reading frame (gene ASDURF). The record is from RefSeq and is a predicted model, not a curated record. The coding region runs from base 98 to 394 and encodes 98 amino acids. Lineage: Eukaryota; Metazoa; Chordata; Mammalia; Chiroptera; Molossidae. The transcript has 4 exons.
GGGAGCCGUAGGUGGGUGGAGCCCCGGGGAGCGUGUCCUCGCUGAGUCGGGGGCUGGAGGCUGGGGUCGGGUACGCUUUCUGCGUAUUUUGUGCUCGAUGGAGAUGCCGUUCCGGGAGGCACGCCCCGAGGACUGCGCCGGCCUGGUUCCCCCCGACGAUUCGGCCGCUCACAAAGAGGAUCUUAGCAGCAAGAUUAAAGAACAAAAAAUUGUUGUGGAUGAACUUUCUAAUCUGAAGAAGAACAGGAAAGUAUAUAGGCAGCAACAGAACAGCAACAUAUUCUUUCUUGCUGACCGAACAGAAAUGCUUUCGGAAAGCAAAAAUACAUUGGAUGAGCUGAAAAAAGAAUACCAAGAAAUAGAAAACUCAGAGAAGACCAAAAUCAAGAAAUAAUCAACUUGAUUUUCCAUAACAAUGUGUGGCAU